This is a messenger RNA of Zingiber officinale, 2518 nucleotides long. Its product is annotated as glycosyltransferase BC10-like. Bases 1133 to 2308 code for a protein of 391 amino acids. The transcript has 3 exons. Gene Ontology annotation, molecular function: glycosyltransferase activity. Lineage: Eukaryota; Viridiplantae; Streptophyta; Magnoliopsida; Zingiberales; Zingiberaceae. Gene Ontology annotation, cellular component: membrane. The record is from RefSeq and is a predicted model, not a curated record.
AUAAUAGGGGUCCUAGAUAUAGACCUUAAUAGUCUAUGUCUUGAGUCGGCCUGCUUUCCGUUUCUUUGUAUGGACAGCCAUCAAUAAUAGAACUUAUCCUUUCGAUGAAGAGACUGACUGAGACGGCUUUAUAUCCUUCGAUCUGUAAUAUGUACAUAGUUCCUUCACUUCGUCUUCGUGUCCAUUUUCAGAUGCAAUUACCAAACCAGAACGGACUUGUUAUUUUUCUGAUGAAGUAAGUGUUUACAAUAGCGUAACAGUUUGGAAUAAUAUAAUGUUUAUUUUUUUAAAAAAAUACAACCCGUUUUGUUAAUAAUAAUUUCCAUUUAUCUCAUCUCAAAUUUAAAAACCCCUUUGAAUUUCUAGUUAGUUUAUCGAGGGCGACAGCCACUCGAGGUGAGUCGGUCGACUGUUAGUUGGCCGUCCGCCAAACUGACGGCGUCAAACAAAUCCGUGUCCUGUAAAUAGACGGCGCUUGGAAGCCAAGGUUAUUAUUCUAGUUGAGCCAACUUUCACCCGAUCAUCUGAAUUUGGGUGGAAUCUUCUUUUUAUUAUAAUUGUUAUUAUUAUUUUCCAUUUUUGCUCCUCAAAAUUCCAACUCAUCCCAUGUCGCUCUCGUCCUCUUCAUCCGCGCUGGAGUUACUCUCACGUUACCAGUUAUGAUACGAUGUCUGGCUUCGUGGGUCCCGGAGAUUAUAGCCAAUGACGAGUCGGGUGCACGCAGAAACAAGUUUGGCCAGUACUUAACUUGGGUGGCGGGGCGACCGUUUUGCCAUUCGCGACUCGGUGGAGACUUUUGUAUCGGAAAGGUCGACGGUGACACGGUGGAGAGACGAGGUCCGAUCAACGAUCUCGUCUUCUCCCUUUGCUUUGCUCGUCUUCACGCGCUUCUUCUGAUCGAGAUCGAGUAUAAGUUCGGUGGCUCUUCUUCUCUUUAUACUCCGCCAUUUGGUUCCACUUCGAUCUCUCGGCGAGCGACGAGAGAGAGUGGAUUGGCGUCGAUUGAUGUAUAUAUUGCGUGUUUUUGUUGAGUAAAAAAGGCAGGAAAUAAUUAUACAACUUCAUUCCAACUGAGAUCAUUGCUCCUCGAUUACGAUACCCUUCGCCGGUGAACCAACUCAAAGAAUAAGAGAUGUGGAACGAGAUGAAACUGAGAUCAAAGCCAGAUCAAGCAGACGUGGAUUUCUUUCAAUCUUCACCAAAGAAGGACUGGUCGUUCGGCCGACUGGUUAGUCUCGUCUCAUUCCUCGUCGUCUUCAUGUCCGGCAUCGUCUUGGGCUUAUCUGGGAGCGCACACUACACUCGGUACUUUGCCUCGCGGACCGAGCUAUUCUUCCCGACCACCAUCUAUUCGACGGAAUGCUACAAAGAUUCCACAGAUUUCAAGACCUUCGCCCAGCCGACCAACUUGGCACAUACCAUGUCCGACGACGAGCUCCUUUGGAGGGCGUCGUUGGUGCCAAAGAUGGAGGAAUAUCCUUUCCAAAGAGUGCCCAAGGUGGCAUUCAUGUUCAUGACGAGGGGGCCUCUGCCUUUUGCCCCUCUCUGGGAAAGGUUCUUCAAAGACCACAAGGGCUUGUUCUCAAUCUACGUGCACACCCUUCCAGAUUACAGGCUCAAUGUACCAGAGACCUCCGUUUUCUUCGGCAGACAAAUUCCCAGCAAGGAGGCAUCAUGGGGAUCCAUCACAUUAAUAGAUGGCGAGAAGCGCCUGUUGGCCAAUGCUUUAUUGGACUUCUCCAACGAGCGCUUUGUGCUGCUCUCCGAGAGUUGCAUUCCAGUGCACAACUUCCCUACUGUAUAUGAAUACCUCAUCAAUUCAGCCCACAGCUUCGUUGAGUCCUACGACGAGAACACCCGGCAGGGCCGCGGGCGAUACAGCCGGCACAUGGCACCCAAGAUCAUGCUGUAUCAGUGGCGGAAAGGCUCUCAGUGGUUCGAGCUCAACCGUGAGCUAGCGGUGAGCAUAGUUGCGGACUACAAGUACUACUCCCUCUUCAGAAGGCACUGCAAGCCUUCCUGCUACCCAGAUGAACACUACAUUCCGACUUACAUGAACAUGUUCCAUGGAUCAUUGACAGCGAACCGGAGCGUGACAUGGGUCGACUGGUCCAGGGGCGGCCCUCAUCCGGCACGAUACGGCGCACCAAAUAUCACAGUGGAGUUUAUUCAGGCCAUAAGAAACAAUGGGACCUUCUGCAUGCACAACUCAGUACCAACCAACAUUUGCUUUCUCUUUGCAAGGAAGUUUGCUCCUAGUGCAUUGCCUCCUUUGCUCAACCUUACUCAAGCAGUAAUGGGAUUUUGAUUCAUUCACUUCAUUGCUUCACAAAGUCGUCUAUGAUCUAUCCAUAUAUUCAUUCAUUUGUUUAGAUAUAAAUUAUGUGAAUAACAACAAUGAUUCACUUCAUAGUUUAUAUUCUAGUUGUUAGAUUAGACUGUAGCAGUGGUUGAUGCUGGAGUUGGAAUAUGAACUCAUCUAAUCAUACAAUUGAUUUUUUUUCUUCUUCCUACCAAA